This is a messenger RNA of Cryptomeria japonica (Japanese cedar), 1862 nucleotides long. RefSeq names its product berberine bridge enzyme-like D-2. The record is from RefSeq and is a predicted model, not a curated record. The transcript is spliced from 3 exons. The coding region runs from base 191 to 1795 and encodes 534 amino acids. Gene Ontology annotation, molecular function: FAD binding; oxidoreductase activity. NCBI's taxonomy places the organism in Eukaryota, Viridiplantae, Streptophyta, Pinopsida, Cupressales, Cupressaceae.
UUUGGUUAAUGUUUAAGCAGAUUUUUCCAUGACAACCAUUGAUACGACAAAUGUAUAUAAAAAUCCCCGGUAAAUAUUGGAUUGAAUGAAGAUGACAUUGGCAGGCAUCUAACCUUCCAAAAGUUCCGUACUUUUCUCUUCUCAUCUCGAUAAAAUCCGAGGCGAUCGGGCCAAGAAGCAGGCUGCCGAAAUGGCUUCACCUACAAAUCCCCUGCUCUGUCUUAUGAGCUUCUUGGCUCUGUUCUUCAUAAGCUUGAUGGAAGGAGCAAAGGCAGGGUCUUUAGAGGAUCUCGUCUAUUGUCUGGGGCAAAGCGGGGUUAAAAAUGUCACAAAUUCUGGUUUUGAAGAUCUGCUGAACUUUUCUAUACAGAAUUUGAGGUUUACUGAAGCAAAUGUAUCGAAGCCUUCGGUGAUUAUUGUGCCGCAGAGCAAGCAGGAAGUGCAGAAGGCGGUCAUAUGCUGUAAGCGGCAUGGCUUCCAGAUACGCUUGCGUUGCGGCGGGCAUAGCUAUGAGGGCACCUCCUCCACUGCGGAAGCUCCUUUCGCCAUUAUUGACCUAAUGAAGCUUAAUCAGGUUCAGGUGGACGUUGCCUCUGAAACUGCUUGGGUGCAGGGAGGUGCUACCCUAGGUGAAGUGUACUAUGCUAUAUCCCAGGCAAGCCCUAGCCAUGGCUUCUCGGCAGGAACAUGCCCGACGGUGGGCAGCGGCGGGCACAUUAGCGGAGGAGGAUUCGGGCUCAUUUCCAGAAAGUACGGGUUGGCGGCCGACAAUGUGGUAGAUGCAGAGCUGGUGAACGCCAAUGGCGAUCUUCUGAACAGAAAAUCCAUGGGAGAAGAUGUAUUUUGGGCCAUCCGAGGCGGAGGAGGAGGAAGCUGGGGUGCAGUGGUUGCAUGGAAGAUCAAACUCCUGCCAGUCCCGCCCACAACAACAGUCUUCACAGUGUACAGGGCGGGAAUCGAAACCGUGACCAACCUCGUCUACCAAUGGCAAACAGUGGCGCCAAAUCUGGACACAAAUUUCUAUCUUUCCGUCUUCGUCGGGGCCAAUCUGUCGGGAGCCCCAAAUCAGGGGAUUUCCGCCAAAUUUUUAGGAAUGUUCCUCGGCCCCAAACAAGAUAUGCUAAAUGCCAUCACUUCCAAAUUCCCAGGUCUCGGGAUCAAACCCCAGGACUGCCAGGAAGUAACCUGGAUACAAUCCAUCCUGUAUUUCUCCGGCAUUGAAACCUCCAAAAUCCAUGACAAAGAGAAUCUCCGGGACAGAUAUCUCUCGGAUAAAAACUACUUCUUCGCCAAAUCAGAUUACGUCAGAAACAUCAUACCGAGAUCCGGCAUCCUUGGAGCAUGCAGAAUUCUGGAACAGGAGCCUAAGGGUUACAUAAUAAUGGACCCUUACGGCGGCAAAAUGGCAGAAAUUAGGGCAGAUUCCCUUCCAUUUCCUCACCGGACGGGAAAUCUUUACGACAUUCAGUAUCUCGUGGCCUGGUAUGACGGCACCAGCAAUAAAGAAAAAUAUUUAUCCUGGCUCAGGAAAUUUUAUGCCUAUAUGACGCCAUACGUUUCACAGAAUCCCCGGGCUGCUUAUGUGAAUUACAUGGACUUUGAUUUAGGAACUGCAAAUCAUUUGUUAAACGGCUCGUCUCCUGUUGAAACGGCCAGCCAAUGGGGAAAACGUUACUUCCUUGACAAUUUUGAACGGCUUGUGCAGAUCAAAACUCAUAUUGAUCCGGAUAAUGUUUUCCAAAAUCCGCAGAGUAUCCCGCCUAAUGUUGCGUCAGAAUUUGUGGAUUCUCUCUGAGGAAAAAAUGUCUUCCAUUUAGUCUCCCUCUGAAGUCAAUCGCUGUUUUCAGCUUUGAUUAUUCAUU